AUGCUGGCUCAGACGGCGCUGCUGCUGGCUCUGCUGUGCGGAGGAGAGCUGCCGUUCUGUGGCGUCCAUGCUGGCUCGCCCAGAGAGAGAGGACCCCCUCCAGCAUCAACACGGAGAGCAGGAGAACACACAGAGCCCGCAGCCCUCCUGAACAGCAUCACACACGUCUCAGAGCGGGAGCAGAGAACUGCUGAGGACAGGAGAACUGCCCCCUUGCUUCCUGGAAGGGGAGAAAGUACCGGAAAUGCCCCAACAACCAUACCUGCCUCCCUAGCUACCAUAGCUGCCACCCUAGCUACCUACCUGCCGACCGUAGGUCUCUCUCCAGCCCCACAGCCUCCUCCUCCACACUCCUCCAGCCAGACCCCCCAGGGGCCCGGCUCCUCUCUCCAGCCCGCGGAGGAGCCUCUCCUUCUGGGUAGCACUGACCCAUCGCCCCCUGGCUCUGGUUCUCCCUCCCUGGUCCUCAUCUCCACAGAGGGGGGCCUUGGCCCAGACUCCAGCCCGCCUCUGAGACCCCUCACUGGGAUCCCAUCAGCGCCCGGCGCCCCUGGUCCUGGUGGGUUUUCCGAGGGGGAGGGUCUGAGAGGGGGACUGCAGCGGGUGGGGGCGGAGCCUCGUUGGCGUCGGAGGCGGAGCUGGCUGUGGAACCAGUUCUUUGUGAUCGAGGAGUAUCGAGGGCCAGAGCCUGUUCUGAUUGGACGGCUUCACACAGACAUGGACCGCGGCGACGGGCGGACCAAGUACCUUCUGGAGGGCGAGGGGGUGGGGUCCGUGUUCGUCAUCGACGGCAACACAGGCAACAUCCACGUCACCAAGGCACUGGACCGCGAGGAGAAGGAUCAGUACCGCCUGGUCGCCACGGCGACGGACCGCGAGACGGGCCGGGCCUUGGAGCCGUCUUCCCAGUUCAUCAUCCGGGUCCAGGACAUCAACGACAACCCGCCUGUGUUCAAGGAUGAGCCCUACAGCGCCACCGUGCCAGAGAUGGCCAACAUAGGUACCUCUGUGAUCCAGGUCACGGCCAGCGACGCAGACGACCCUGCGUACGGGAACAGCGCCAAGCUGGUGUACGCCAUCACUCAGGGCCAGCAGCACUUCUCUGUGGACGCACAGACAGGUGUGUUGCGUACCGCCUCCCCAGACAUGGACAGGGAGACCCAGGACGAGUACCUGGUCGUCAUGGAAGCCAAAGACAUGGGGGGUCACCUAGGUGGGUUGUCAGGGACGACCACAGUCACAGUGAGGCUGAGUGACGUCAACGACAACCCCCCUCGCUUCAGAAAGAGUGAGUACAACAGCAUUACACCUCGCACUGUUGCCUAG
Messenger RNA from Osmerus eperlanus (European smelt), 1326 nucleotides. RefSeq names its product cadherin-24-like. NCBI's taxonomy places the organism in Eukaryota, Metazoa, Chordata, Actinopteri, Osmeriformes, Osmeridae. The transcript has 4 exons. Gene Ontology annotation, molecular function: calcium ion binding; cadherin binding. Gene Ontology annotation, biological process: calcium-dependent cell-cell adhesion; adherens junction organization; cell morphogenesis. The coding region runs from base 1 to 1326 and encodes 441 amino acids. Gene Ontology annotation, cellular component: adherens junction; plasma membrane; catenin complex. The record is from RefSeq and is a predicted model, not a curated record.